This is a messenger RNA of Salmo salar (Atlantic salmon), 3619 nucleotides long. RefSeq names its product A-type voltage-gated potassium channel KCND2. NCBI's taxonomy places the organism in Eukaryota, Metazoa, Chordata, Actinopteri, Salmoniformes, Salmonidae. Gene Ontology annotation, cellular component: voltage-gated potassium channel complex; neuronal cell body; postsynaptic membrane. Gene Ontology annotation, molecular function: protein binding; A-type (transient outward) potassium channel activity. Gene Ontology annotation, biological process: protein homooligomerization; potassium ion transmembrane transport; action potential. The record is from RefSeq and is a predicted model, not a curated record.
CGAACCACACAACCAGUUGUUUAAAUUUCUAAACCUGCGGGGAGACCACUCCUUUUUAUAGCUGCAUCUUUUCUCGUCUCCUCUCUUUUCUCCGCACACUCGCUCAGUUCCUGAGGGGGUGGUCUUGCAGUCAGUCACUCAGUGGAUGUGAGAGGAACAGAUUAGUUGCGCUUUUAUUGCGGAGCAGCUGCAACGGAAGAAAUAGGCGCCGGAGAGACACCGCUAACUGACCGUUUUCUCUUUCUUACCGGGUGAUGUAAAGAAAAACGGUGGAUGGAAUAUCGGACAUGGAUAGAGGGAGACCGCUGAAACUACUGGCUGAUUCUCUAACUUGUUGAUGCACCGUUAUUCACCAGUGCUUUGCUUUGAGGAGCUUUGCUUUGAGGAUUGUCCCUGCUUGUUGACGUAAAGCACCGUUAUUUACCAGUGCUUUGCUUUGAGGAUUGUCCCUGCUUGUUGGCGUAAAGUGAAGCGGGUGGAACAAAAGUAGUCUAUUUGUCCUCUUAUGAAGACAUGAUUUAACUAUGCAUUGUGAAUAAUAAGUUAUGAUGUCCAUUCACCUAUCCAUUUCCAAGCCAUAGCACUGUGAUUGCCGAAGCAGCAGGUUCGUUCAAAACACACCUGCCUCGUUCCAACCGGUCAGCAUGGCUGCAGGAGUGGCGGCAUGGCUCCCCUUCGCCCGCGCGGCGGCUAUAGGAUGGAUGCCUGUUGCUACCGGUCCUAUGCCCAUUCCUCCACGGGAAAACAAGAAAUCCCAAGAUCAGGGACUUAUCAUCCUCAACGUCAGUGGUCAGAAGUUCCAGACGUGGAGUAACACUUUGGAACGCUACCCGGACACUUUACUGGGGAGCACCGAGAAGGAUUUCUUUUUCCACGAGGAAACAAAAGAGUACUUUUUUGACCGUGACCCUGAUAUUUUUAGACACAUUCUGAAUUUCUAUCGCACGGGAAAACUGCACUACCCACGCCAAGAGUGUAUUGCAGCUUAUGAUGAAGAGUUGUCGUUUUUUGGGAUCAUACCUGAGAUUAUUGGAGACUGUUGCUAUGAGGAGUACAAGGACCGGCGGCGCGAGAACCAGGAGAGGCAGCAAGAUGACGAGGACGACGAGAAAGAAGAUAUAGCUCCGUUAAACAUGACCUUCCGGGAGUACAUGUGGCGGGCUUUUGAGAACCCCCACACGAGCACCACGGCCCUGGUCCUCUACUAUGUCACCGGGUUUUUCAUAGCCAUCUCAGUCAUGGCCAACGUGGUGGAGACGGUACCGUGUGGAACCCUCCCCAACCGCGCCAAGGAGAUCUCAUGCGGGGACCGUUACUCGGUGGCCUUCUUCUGUCUGGACACGGCCUGCGUCAUGAUCUUUACCAUCGAGUACCUCUUACGGUUAAUCGCAGCCCCAAGCCGGUACAACUUUAUGAAGAGUGUGAUGAGCAUCAUCGACGUGGUUGCCAUCAUGCCUUACUACAUCGGCUUGGUCAUGACGGACAAUGACCAAGUGAGCGGGGCAUUCGUCACCCUCAGGGUCUUCCGUGUUUUCAGGAUUUUCAAAUUCUCCCGCCACUCUGCGGGGCUGCGUAUCCUGGGCUACACACUGAAGAGUUGCGCCUCGGAGCUGGGCUUCCUCCUCUUCUCCCUCACCAUGGCCAUCAUUAUCUUCGCCACUGUGAUGUUUUACGCAGAGAAGGGCUCCGCUUCCACCAAGUUCACCAGCAUUCCCGCUGCUUUCUGGUACACCAUUGUCACCAUGACAACGCUGGGAUACGGUGACAUGGUACCCAAGACCAUCGUGGGGAAGGUGUUUGGUUCCAUCUGUUCUCUGAGCGGGGUGCUGGUCAUCGCCCUGCCUGUCCCCGUCAUCGUGUCCAACUUCAGCCGCAUUUACCACCAGAGCCAGCGGGCAGAGAAACGACGAGCUCAAAAGGCGUCCAAGGAAGCAGGACAGCUCCUAGUGGGAAAACCCAACAUUCCCUUUGAGAGCCAUCAUCACCACCUUCUGCACUGCCUGGAGAAGACCACAAAUCAUGAGUUUAUUGACGAGCAGACUUUCGAGACCAACUGUAUGGAGGUAGCCAUGGUGAACAAAUCCGGAUCUCGAACCUCGUCCCUGUCGUCGUCUCCCUCCGGCCUGUCGUCCUGCUGCUCCAGACGACACAGGAAGAAGAGCUCCAGUCUGCCCAACUGUAACAACCAGGAGCUUUCCACCAUCCAGAUCAGAGAGAGGCCUGUGGUCAACAGUCGCUCCAGCCUGAACGCCAAACUAGACUCUGAGACGGUGCCGUUGAAGAGCGAGCCCUACAUCACCACCUCCGUGGUCAACCUGCGUCCCGCCCCUCUCCCAUUGGUGACAUCAUCAGACGGUGACGGAUCCACCAGCUCCACCGUCAAUUAUUCUCAGAGCAACAUUGUCAGAGUGUCGGCCUUGUAGAUGUCAACUGUCAGUCAAGGUCUGUUUGGCUGACUGUUUGGCUGACUUUUUGGCUGACUUCAUAGCAAACUGUUUGGCUAACUGGUCUCAAGGAGAAACAGCAGCAGGAGAGAGAGAGAGAGAGAGAGAGACCACUAAUUGAUUGGACUAUUUGGUGGACGGUCAUCCUGACAGAAUCCCGCUAAUUUCCUGCAAUUCAACACACUUUGCAAUGUCAAUAAUAUCUGAGUGAGUAACUAACAAAAUAGAUUGGGGGCCCCCCUGGAGGUCAGGGCCCCUGGACACGUGCCCUGCGUUCCUGGUCGGUAUUCGGCCACGAUUACUACAAGUUUAGAUACCGUAAAACUUAAAUGAAUAGCCUGGCCGUUUAUUUUCUUAAAUCACUCAACAGGCGCUUAUUAGAGACAGGCUUCUAUUAGUCUAUUUCCUUAAUGCGCACAGCUUUUUGCUCAUUUGCAUAGUUAAUUGUUGAAUUCCAGCGUUUUAAUCAACUUCUUUAUUUCCUGCUCUACUGUGUUAUCAUUUACAUACUUUUGUAUUGCAAUAUAUAUAUAUUUUUUUACUUUUCCUUGACAGGAUAAUGAUUCUCCUCUUUUGACUGUGCAUUUUCAUCAGUUCUUACUUUCGCCACUAGAUCAGCCGAUUUCUAGGGGUCUGUACUCCUGAAGUUGUUGACUGUUUUUAUGCUUGCCAGUAAGGUAGCGGUCCUCAGCUGUUAUCAGCCAAUGGCUAGCAGUUCCUUACUGGUGAUAAAAACGGAUGAUUGACAUAAUUUUUUUGAGUCAUUACUGAGUUAUAUAAUUUAACAAAUCAAACAUUAAACAAUUAAUUUAGAACCAGCAUUUAUUUUAAACAAGUGUUUAUUUUCUGCAAGGUGUGCAGUUGCCCAGCUAUUAAAAAGGGUCAGGUGGUUAUUUGAAACUCUGCGUUUAUUGAAGUUUUACAGUAGCUGGCUAAACUAACUUACUAAUCUAAACAUUGUUAGUUGACUGACAUAACAAGAGAAAAAUUGCAGAUGCACAACCAAAUUUCAAACUUGCACCUUGUGUAUUCUGUUAUUCUAACUCAACAGUAAGUUGAGACCCUGACUGAGUUCCUAGCAGCCUGGCCACAUACAGUUGAAGUCUGAAGUUUACAUACACUUAGGUUGGAGUCAUUAAAACUCAUUUUUCAACCACUCCACAAAUUUCUUCUUA